Durio zibethinus is the source of this 5833-nucleotide messenger RNA. RefSeq names its product anaphase-promoting complex subunit 1-like. Lineage: Eukaryota; Viridiplantae; Streptophyta; Magnoliopsida; Malvales; Malvaceae. The record is from RefSeq and is a predicted model, not a curated record. Gene Ontology annotation, biological process: metaphase/anaphase transition of mitotic cell cycle; protein K11-linked ubiquitination; anaphase-promoting complex-dependent catabolic process. Gene Ontology annotation, molecular function: molecular adaptor activity. Gene Ontology annotation, cellular component: anaphase-promoting complex.
AACAAAAAAGAGCGGGAGAUACAUUCUUAAAUUCCCAUUGAAAAAGCAAUGCGAACUUAUUUCAGUUUCCACUUUUCACUCACUCAACUGAAACUACUAAUUGUCUCAUCGACUCAACUCACUCCUCAAAAGAUGUCCAUCGGGGUUCGCCAACUCACCGUACUCGGCGAGUUCAAGCCGUUUGGAUUAAUCGCCGAGGCACUAGAUGGAAAACCGCCAGACAAUUCCACUGAUAAUUACGAUUAUUUCCUCUUCGAUCCAGAAAUCGCGAGACAACGAGAUGACAACUUCUGUAAUGACGCCUCGGUUGCCGCUCUCAGUGACCGCCGCGAUCACGAGCUCUUCAUUCGAGGCAACCGUAUAAUUUGGAGCAUUGGUUCCAGAGUGUUUAAGAGAUUUACCCUACCUUCUCCAGUAAUCAUGGCAUGCUGGUGCCGUAUGGGUGACAUUUUCGAAGCUCUUCUCUGUGUCUUACAAAUUGGUUCUUUAACAAUCUAUAAUACAUCUGGUGAAGUAGUGUCCAUUCCGCUUCCUUGUUCCAUCAUAUCUAUAUGGUCUCUUCCGUUUGGACUGUUGCUCCAGCAGGUGGCUGAAGGAAAUUCAGUAACACAUGGCCCUUUUUCAUAUUCAAGCCCUUCACUAGGUUCACGUGAUAUAAUUCAUAAUAGAACAGAAAUUAGGCACAGCACACAACAUAAUUUUAGUUUUCUGACCGCAUAUGAUCAUCUUAUUGAGGGAGAAUCAAGCUCAAUAUCCUCACAUCUAAUUCUGAAAGAUCUAUUGGAAGAACCACAGUCAAUUUGCAUUGAAGAAAGAGGAAAACUGAACAUAAUGAGGGAUUUUGAUGAAAGAACAAUUUGGACCGGUGAUCAAAUUCCUCUAAUGGCAUCAUAUAAUAAAGUUAAAAUGCAGCAUUCAGUUUGGGUAGCUGAAGUUAUUAAUUCUAGUCUUGAAGUGGAAAAUGCUAGUUUAUCUGCUACAGUUCCUGCUGGUGUAUUACCAAAGUGCUUUUGCUUCCGUAGAAUAUGGCAGGGAAAGGGUGCUCAUACAGCUGCUUCUAAGGUUUUUCUUGCAACAGAUGAUGAUGCAGCUCAUGUAAUUUGUCUUCUUUUCUUAGAACAAAAAAAGUUACUGUCUUUAAGGCUUCAGACUGUUGAAAUAAAUAACGAGAUUCUAUAUGAUGUUAAACCUGAUAUGAGCUGGAGCAUACCUGCAAUUGCUGCUGCUCCUGUCAUUGUGACACGACCCAGAGUGAAGGUGGGACUAUUGCCAUAUACUGAUAUCAUUGUUUUGGCACCAGAAAAUAUAUUACUCCUUUAUUCAGGGAAGCAAUGCCUUUGCAGGUAUCUGCUGCCUCCAUGUUUGGGCAAAGGUCGUCCCUCCCAUAAUUUGGGAUUCUUAGAAGCGGCAUCGAUUUCUCAUGACCUGAAGAUUGUGGGACUCGCUGAUGCCGUUGAGGCGCAUAUCAAUGUGAAAGUAAAUAAUUGGCAGAUGUUUCGAUGUGCACUACGAAGAAGUCCUUCAUCAUCGUUGGCAAAUGAUUCCAUCUCAGCAUUGGCUGAGGGGCUCAGUCCGAGUUUCUAUAACCAUUUUCUUGUUUUUCUUUGGGGAGAUGGUGAUUCUGGCUACUUGUCAGAGGGUAAUUCUACUGUUGAUUCAGAAUGGAACUCUUUUUGUGAUACCAUCAUGCAAAUGUGCAAGAAGUCAUCUGUAGUUUCUCAAGAGAUUCCAAAAUCAUCUUGGGAGUUUCUUCUUAAUAGCAAAUUUCACAAGAACUACUUCAAAAUAAACUCUAUGAUUGAAUUGGCUUCUAUAACAGCACUUGAUAAGCCAGGAUUGGAUUUCACGAGAUCAAAUAUAGAUGGUACAAAAAGUUCAGAAAAAUCAAUUUACUCUGAUCUAUUGAUGGAGAGUUUGGAUUCUCUGCAUGCAGUUUAUGAAAGUUUGAAAAUGGAUAAUCUCCGGGGAAGGGAUUUGGAGCUUCUGGCAAUUCUGUUGUGUAAUAUUGCAAAAUUCUUGGGUGAAGAAUGCUAUUUGGAUCAUUAUGUCCGUGAUUUUCCUGUUCUCUGCAAGACAGUCAGAAUGGGUGCAAAGUCUUUGUCCAGGAAAACUCCUUUCAGUUUAUUCAGAUGGCUGGAAAAUUGUUUGCUACAUGGAUGUAAUCCUGAUAAUGCUAACAAUCUUCCACUUGUAAUUUGUAAAGAUGGAAGUUCUGUGGUGGGCUGGACAAGGAAAAUCAUCUCUUUUUACAGUUUAUUAUGUGGUGCUAAACUCAUAGGAAAGAAGCUUUCAUCUGGUGUUAGCUGCAACAUUGCCUCUGGAUCAUUUUGUUCUAAUGAGGAGCUCACAGUGUUGGCAAUGGUUGGGGAGAAAUUUGGAUUGAAAGAGUUGGAUUCUUUGCCUUCUGGUGUAUCUCUUCCUCUUCGACAUGCUUUGGAUAAGUGUCGGGAAUCUCCUCCUGCUGACUGGCCUGCAGCUGCAUAUGUGCUUCUUGGUCGAGAGGACUUGGCUUUAUCUUGUUUGGCACAUUUAUGCAAAUUUAAGGAACUUGAAACACAAACAAAUAUGAAUUUGGUCUCUAUGUCUACACCUUACAUGCUACAUUUGCAUCCUGUAACCAUUCCUUCAACAGUAUCUGAUACCAUCGGUUUGGAAAGCACCAGAUUAGAGGAUACAGAUUCCAUUGAUGGAUCAAUGGCAGAUGGCAUGGAGAACAUAUUCAGCUGUUGCAACCAGUUGCGUUAUGGUCGGGAUCUACGAUUAAAUGAGGUUAGGCGUCUUCUAUGCUCUGCAAGACCUGUGGCUAUUCAAACAUCUGUCAACCCUAGUGCCUCUGAUCAGGAACUCCAACAGGCUCAGCUCUGGCAGCUUGCACAAAGGACUACUGCUCUUCCUCUUGGCCGUGGGGCAUUUACUCUUGCAACUAUUUAUACUCUUUUAACAGAGGCCUUUACUGUCCCAAAGCUUGUUUUAGCAGGUCGGUUGCCUGCCCAACAAAAUGCUACUGUUAAUCUUGAUCCUAACAUAAGGAACAUACAAGAACUUAAAUCAUGGCCAGAGUUCCACAAUGCUGUUGCUGCUGGGUUAAGGCUGGCCCCACUUCAGGGAAAAGUAUCAAGAACAUGGAUAGUAUAUAACAAGCCUGAGGAACCAAAUGUAGUUCAUGCUGGACUUCUCCUUGCUCUGGGAUUACAUGGAUUUCUACGUGUUUUAACUAUUACAGACAUAUACCAAUAUUUUUCACAGGAACAUGAAAGCACAACUGUAGGCUUAAUGCUUGGCCUGGCAGCUUCUUAUAGGGGGACCAUGCAACCUGCAAUAUCAAAGUGCCUUUAUGUGCAUAUACCUGCUCAACAUCCAUCUUCCUUUCCGGAGUUGGAGCUACCAACAUUGCUGCAGACUGCAGCACUAAUGUCAGUUGGGCUUCUUUUUGAAGGAUCAGCACAUCCCCAAACAAUGCAAACAUUAUUGGGUGAAAUAGGCCGAAGAAGUGGAGGUGACAACGUCCUUGAAAGGGAGGGUUAUUCUGUUUCUGCAGGCUUUUCGUUGGGUCUUGUUGCAUUAGGCCGAGGGGAAGACGCAUUCGGAUUUAUGGAUACACUGGUUGAUCGACUAUUCCAAUAUAUUUGUGGAAAGGAAAUUCGUAAUGAAAGAUCCCUCCUGCUUGCAGCGUCAAUGGAUGAACACAGCCGAGGCACUGGGCAGAUGAUGGACGGAACCACUGUCAAUGUUGAUGUCGCUGCUCCUGGGGCUAUAAUAGCUCUUGCUCUAAUGUUUUUGAAGAGUGAAUCAGAGGUGAUUGUUUCUAGGCUUACAAUCCCUCAAACGCGUUUUGAUUUUCAAUAUGUGAGGCCUGAUUUUAUAAUGCUUCGUGUCAUUGCUCGGAAUUUGAUAAUGUGGGGCAGGAUUCAUCCCUCUAAAGAUUGGAUUCAGUCCCAGAUUCCUGAAAUUGUGAAAAAUGGUGUCAAAGACCUUAGAGAUGAUACCGUGGAUAUUGAUGAAAUGGAUUUAGAAACUUUUGUCCAGGCUUAUGUCAAUAUAGUAGCUGGGGCAUGUAUUUCUCUUGGGUUGAGAUUUGCUGGCACAAAGGAUGCAAGUGCACAGGAAUUGCUGUAUGAAUAUGCUGUCUACUUUCUGAAUGAGAUCAAGCCUGUUUCCACUACAAGCUGGAAUACCUUCCCCAAGGGUUUAUCUCAGUAUGUUGAUCGAGGCACAUUGGAGAUAUGCCUUCACCUUAUUGUCCUCUCCUUGUCUGUGGUUAUGGCUGGUUCUGGACAUUUACAAACUUUCCGUCUUUUAAGGUUUCUCCGCAACCAGAGCUCUGUAGAUGGGCAUGCUAAUUAUGGUAUCCAGAUGGUGGUGAGCUUAGCAAUUGGUUUCUUGUUUCUUGGUGGAGGCAUGAAGACAUUUUCUACCAGCAACAGUUCGAUUGCUGCAUUGCUUAUUACUCUUUAUCCACGGUUACCUACUGGACCAAAUGAUAACCGUUGCCACCUUCAGGCAUUUAGACAUUUGUAUGUCCUUGCAACGGAGGCUCGCUGGCUUCAAACUGUUGAUGUCGACACUGGCCUCCCUGUUUAUGCUCCACUUGAAUUAACUGUCAGGGAAACUGAGCAUUAUUCUGAAACAAGUUUUUGUGAGGUUACUCCAUGCAUUCUGCCUGAGCGUUCAAUUUUGAAGACAGUUAAAGUCUGUGGCCCUCGAUACUGGCCUCAAGUGAUUGAGCUUGUUCCUGACGAUGAGCCUUGGUGGAGUUUUGGGGACAGGAAUGACCCAUUUAACUCUGGUGUUCUCCAUGUGAAAAGGAAGGUUGGAGCUUGUUCAUAUGUGGAUGAUCCCAUAGGGUGUCAGUCGCUACUUUCACGAGCAAUGCACAAGAUGUUUGGUUUGACAAGUCUUAGAGCAGGCAAUCCAAGUAAUAACAGCAACAGUGGACCUGGUGCUGUUACUGUUGAGCAGCUGGUCAGCACCUUCUCAUCUGAUCCUAGCUUAAUAGCUUUUGCACAACUUUGCUGUGACCUUUCCUGGAAUGGCAGAUCUCAUGUUGAUUUCCAGGAGUUUUGCUUGCAAGUACUAUUUGAGUGCAUAAGCAAGGACAGACCAUCUCUUUUGCAGAUCUAUUUGUCCUUGUACACCACAAUUGGUUCAUUGGCAGAGCAGGUUUCCAGUAGCAAUAUUGUUGUUAGCGACUCACUGUCUCUCUCUAAUUUAAAGCUUGCACUGUCCUAUAAUGAGGCUGUGUUGAGGGGAAGGCUAACCACUGCAAGAGGCAGCAUUGUUCAAUCCAUCUUUUUAGGGUCUCUUCGGAAACGAGUCGAAGAACUUCUAAAUUGUUCGGAGGCAUUAAAAACUGAUUUGUGUAAUUAUUUGAACUUCGGUAGUUGGCCUAACGAUGGAGUGAAAAAUUCAGCACUUCUUUCUUGGUAUCUUCAAUGGUUCAGUGUGCCAGCUACUCCUACGAUCAAGGCAACAAUGGACAAAAUUAAGCUCAAGAACAUCUCAUUGUCUGCUGUUCCUUUGUUAUGUUUGUUAUUACCAGGCACUCACAUAAACGCAAUUGAAGAGAUAAAUCAGUUUCUGUUGUCUUCCUGAGUGGGCAAAUGAAGACCUGAGAGCAUUUUCCUGUCUGGUGCCUACUUUUUGUUGUGGCAUCUUCCAAGGUAGAAGCUUAUUCGAAAUCGUUCUUAAAUGAACAUGGCAAAGGGGCAAAGUGAAACAGAUUUACAAUGAGAAGAAUUACAUGCUUUCUGCCGGUCUAUAUUCCAAGCAUUUGAUGCUGACAUGAUCUGAUGUGAAGAAAUGUAUUGAAAAUUAUAUAUGAAGAUUUGCGAAU